AGCUGUUACCCAUUUGUUGCUUUUUCAAAAUAAUUUGUUUAAUUUCAUUUUUUCGGUCUAAAACAUGAAUUAAGUUAAAGAGCUUGGUCCUUGAACGCUUGCAAUGCUGAGGCUUACCUGCCUGCGACUCCGGGUCAAGCCGGGCUGUGCGCGUAAUUUGGCUGAUGAAGGGGUGAGGACGAAGGCGAGAAAACCGGAGAAUCACUACCAGGUUCUGAACGUAAAGAGCGACUGCAGUACCCAAGACAUACGCAACGCAUUCGUGGAGCUCUCCAAACAGUACCAUCCCGAUGUAAAGACAAACGCCGCAAGCGCGGAGAGAACGGCACGUUUCGUGCGGAUAUCCGAGGCAUAUCGCACACUGAUUAAGCCGCAGACACGCCGCGACUAUGACGACAGUCUGCUCUGGCUGCCAACUGGUUCCGCUCGCAGUCCAGUUGGCGAGCACAGUGAACCCUCGCAGUCGUGGAAUGUCAAACCUAACUACGAUCCUAGUCCUGGGCCCUACUACGGCAUAAGGGGCCUGAAGCGUGUGUCCAACUGGCAGGUCGCCCUGGUUCUGAUCGCCUUUGGAGUCGUCGGUGCGUUCUUUGGCUUCACUUCCGUCAAGCACUCAUUCGAUCUGCAUCGUCAAGUGCAAGACGAAGUCUCGGCAGAAGCCACCAACCACCAUGCCGCUGUUGUGGCCGAAGCACAGAAACAUGGCAACGAGGAGCAGAUGCGCCGAUUGGCGGACCGCCUGGCCCGCAACCCCUUCAAUCAGUCGGCCAAGUAGCAGAAAUCGGGCUUAUGUAUAUGUAGUGUAGCUAAAUUAAACGACAGAGUAGUUCCA
Messenger RNA from Drosophila guanche, 832 nucleotides. RefSeq names its product dnaJ-like protein 60. The coding region runs from base 104 to 775 and encodes 223 amino acids. The transcript has 4 exons. Lineage: Eukaryota; Metazoa; Arthropoda; Insecta; Diptera; Drosophilidae. The record is from RefSeq and is a predicted model, not a curated record.